This is a messenger RNA of Fusarium tjaetaba, 750 nucleotides long. RefSeq names its product H ACA ribonucleoprotein complex subunit 2. Gene Ontology annotation, cellular component: box H/ACA snoRNP complex. Bases 1 to 750 code for a protein of 249 amino acids. The record is from RefSeq and is a predicted model, not a curated record. Gene Ontology annotation, biological process: ribosome biogenesis; snRNA pseudouridine synthesis; rRNA pseudouridine synthesis. The transcript is spliced from 2 exons. Gene Ontology annotation, molecular function: box H/ACA snoRNA binding. NCBI's taxonomy places the organism in Eukaryota, Fungi, Ascomycota, Sordariomycetes, Hypocreales, Nectriaceae.
AUGGCCGCCGAGAAGCCCGAUAAGAAGGAGAAGAAGGACAAGAAGAGAAGCGACGAGUCCGGCGUCUCAAAGUCCAAGAAGGAGAAGAAGGAUAAGAAGGACAAGAAGGAGAAGCUCGCCGCUGCCCUUGAGGAGAAGCUCCAGCAGGAUGUCCCCGUCGCUGCCGCUGCCGCUGCCGCUGCCGCUGCCGCUGCUGCUGCCAACAUGGACGAGGAUUCUGAUGCUGAGGAGGAGAAGGCCGCUGAGCUGCCUCUUGAGCGCGUUGUCGUUCCUUUCGCCCUCCCCGUGGCGGAUGAGAAGGGCAUGAAGAAGGUCUACAAGACCAUCCGAAAGGCUGCCAAGAACAACACCCUGAAGCGCGGUGUCAAGGAGGUCGUCAAGACUCUCCGAAAGUCUCCCCCUUCCGCCCCCGGCAACACCUCUUUCCCCGGCGUUGUAAUCAUCGCCGGCGACAUCUCUCCCAUGGACGUCAUCUCUCACCUCCCCGUGCUGUGCGAGGACCACAACGUGCCCUUCAUCUUCGUCACGUCGCGCGCUGAGCUCGGCGCUGCCGCCAAGACCAAGCGCCCUACAUCCGUGGUCAUGAUCAUGGAGAAGGCCGAGGGCAAGAAGUCAAAGGACAAAUCCGCUGACAAGGACGGCGAGGAUGAUGGUGAGGCGUUCGGCGAGAGCUAUGCGUCCCUCGUCAAGUACGUGCAGAAGGAGUAUGGCAAGCAGGCUUUCUGGGUCAAGGGUGGAACCAAGUACUAG